This is a messenger RNA of Asparagus officinalis (garden asparagus), 1958 nucleotides long. RefSeq lists its product as uncharacterized. Lineage: Eukaryota; Viridiplantae; Streptophyta; Magnoliopsida; Asparagales; Asparagaceae. The transcript has a single exon. The record is from RefSeq and is a predicted model, not a curated record. The coding region runs from base 403 to 1827 and encodes 474 amino acids.
CCAAAUUAUUUUUGCUCCAACUCCAACAGCUUCCCCAUUUUAAAGAAUCCUGCAUUUAUUACAAUAAUAAAAACAUUCACCAUCUUUGACUAAUAAAUAAUAAAUUAUUUUUUAUUUGAAACUUUGAAAUAAUGGUUAGUUUCCAACGGCUAGAUUUCAUAUUGAUGAUCCAAAUCAUUGAUUUAAUUAAGUCAUCAUAACGAGGAGUCUAGGCAAAAAAAUCUAGAACAUAUUCAUGUGUAUCUUAUUGGGAAGUAAAGUAUUUUACGAAUUCAAAAUGAAGAAAGACAGAAAAUCACAAUAUUUAUUUACUUUUGCUAAGCUUGACUUCUGUUUUGUUCAAAAUGAAGAAACGUCUAAUUUACAACGGCUACUUUGACUUCUAUUUUUUUAUCUAUAUAUAUGAGAACAAAUCUCGUCACUUUUGUUAUCUCAUUCUCUCAUUCUUUGCUUCCUCAUCUUUUUCUCACUUUGAAAAUAUAUUUUAUGGCUCGUCGUUCGUUAGCUAGUCGUUAUCUAGUUAAUACGUUCAUGGAUGACGACGACAAUAUUGAUGACGAAUAUGAAGAAUUGUUACAUGCUCAAAUAGAAGAAAAAGCGCGUGCCAACCAGAGUUCAAGAGGAGGUCAUCGUGGUUCUAUUAUGGGUCACCAUAUUGUUAAUCGUGAUCUAAUUGAGGGUCAUGAAAGACUUUGUCGUGACUACUUUGCUAAUCCUCCAAAAUAUGGGGCUUAUCUCUUUCGAAGGAGAUUCAGAAUGAAGCAAUCUCUUUUCAUGCGCAUUCAUGAUGCAGUCGUCGCGCACGAUACUUAUUUUGUUCAAAAGAGGAAUGCUGCUGGGCGUCUUGGCUUGUCAUCACUUCAAAAGGUAACAGCUGCUUUUCGACAACUUGCAUAUGGUGUUCCAGCCGAUUAUGUUGAUGAGUAUGUGCAGAUUGGGGAAAGCACCGCUAUUGAAAGUCUCAAAAAGUUCGUCACAACAAUUGUCGAAGUGUUUGGUGAUGAAUACUUAAGGUCGCCAAAUAGUGAUGACCUUAAGAGAUUACUUGCAAUAGGUGAACGACGCGGCUUUCCUGGGAUGCUUGGAAGCAUUGAUUGUAUGCAUUGGACAUGGAAGAAUUGCCCUACUGCUUGGCAUGGCAUGUUUACUGGCCACAUUCAUGAACCCACUAUUAUUUUAGAAGCUGUAGCUUCAUAUGAUUUAUGGAUAUGGCAUGCUUUCUUUGGAUUACCUGGGUCUCUUAUUGACAUCAAUGUGUUAGAGCGGUCUUAUGUAUUUAGUGGAUUGGAUGAAGGUAGUGCCCCUCAUAUUAGCUAUAAAGUCAAUGGGAGGCCAUAUGAUAUGGGAUAUUAUCUUGCCGAUGGUAUAUAUCCAUCAUGGGCAACAUUAGUGAAGACUAUUCCAGCUCCACAAGGAAAUAAGCAUCGACAUUUUGCUAAAGAGCAAGAAGGGGCAAGGAAAGAUGUUGAGCGCGCAUUCGGAGUGCUUCAAGCACGUUUUGCGAUUGUCCGAAACCCGGCAAGACUUUGGGAUAAGGAUAACCUAAAGCAUAUUAUGAUGGCAUGCAUAAUUAUACAUAAUAUGAUUGUCGAAGACGAGCGUGAUGAACAUGAGCGUAUUCGUAGACUAAGGAAGAUACAUGAUAUCGAUAUUGAAAAAGAAUAUGACCAUGUUGAUGAAAUUCCACGCAUAUCACUUUCGCUCGAGCGUACACCAACAAUAAUGGAGUUCAUAGCAAAUCGUCAUCGAGUUAGAGAUAAACAAAUGCAUACUCAACUCCAAGAAGAUCUUGUCGAGCACUUAUGGAAAACACAUGGAGCCAAUUAGUGAUUUGCUUUCUUAUAUAAAUCAAUAUUAUGUUGUUUCAACUUCAUUGUAAUGUCGUUAAAUUUAUGAAGAAUAAAAUUUAUAUAUCAUAAGGCUUAUCAUACCAAUUUCAUUGAGUAGUAGUAUACUUG